CAACAUGACAGCAUCAACCAGCAAAAUGGAUAAUUCUGGAAAUUAUAGAAAGAAAACAUAUAACUAAAUUUCGAACACAAACGUUAUGUGUAUGACUUCCAAUAUGUACGACCUAAUGAAUUGGACAAUUUUGUUAUUUAGUGUUACCAUGAUAAGGUGCAAUCAUGGUGGAAAGAGUAACCCUCUGAAAAAGCAGCUGCUGGACAUCGGACUGAGAAUAGAUGAGCUCGAUUUCAAGGUGGAUGACGUGAAAAACCACCUCGUGGAGCAAGACAAGACCAUGAAGUUCGAUAGAACCAGAAAUUAUGAAGUCAUUGAACAACUUGCUGACCGUAUAAACACAUUAAUAGAAAUUGUCAAAAAUCAUUUUGCACAAGAUUCCAUUACGAGAGAUGAUAUUUACACAAUAGAUAUUGUCUCCAACAAAACCAGUGUGGAUAAAGAUCUACAUGAUGAACACCAGGUUAUAUGGGAAAAACUUAAACUUAUAGAAAGAGAAAUGUAUGCAGUUCGAAAGACAUAUAAAGACCAUGUUGAAGCAUGUGGGAUAACAAAUGCAAAACUAGCUUCCACGGUGCAUCAGUUGCAAGCAGUAAAUGCUGCCAAUUGCGAAAAUGCAAUUACUAAAACAGGUGUGACUGAAUCAACUACCACAGAAGAAAAUCCUUCUCCAUGCAGAAAUGCUUCAAAAAGCGGUGUAAUAACUAUUAACGUUAACUAUCAGAACAUAACGCAUCUUAACGUGUGUUGUGAUAUGACCACGGACGGCGGUGGCUGGACGGUGAUACAAAGAAGAAUGGAUGGCUCGCUCAACUUCUUCCGUGACUGGGAAUCGUAUAAGAGAGGCUUUGGUGACGUGACGGGAGAGUUCUGGCUUGGUAACGAACAUCUUUACCAGUUAACAAGCAACCGACCCCGUGAGCUCCGCGUUGACAUGGAAGAUUUCGAAGGAAACAAAGCCUUCGCAAAGUAUUCAUUUUUCGAAGUUCUUCCAGAAUUCUACAGUUAUGCCAUUCGGAUUGACGGUUUCAACGGUUCAGCUGGAAAUUCUUUGAAGUACCACAAUGAUCACGGGUUCAGCACUAAGGACCGGGACAAUGACGGGUCCAGUGGCAGCUGUGCUCACUACUGGCAGGGCGCCUGGUGGUUCGACGAGUGUCUCAGGAGUCACCUGAACGGCGAAUACAAGGUAGAGACCUUGGAGGCGUACAGGGGCAUAGUAUGGGAUGCUUGGAAAGGACCUAAGUACUCACUGAAGUGGGUUGAAAUGAAGUUUCGCUGACAUCGGAUUGUAAAACAUUUCAACGAUUUAUAUGGUUCACAACAGGGUAACAGGGUGCAUAUAUAUAAGUUAUAGAAAUGUGCAUACAUUUAUUAAGAUAUAAUGUUUGCGGUAUUAAAGGAAAACCUCAAGGGAGCCUCUAAAUACGUAACAAGUAAAUAACACAAUUUCACAGGAUGGAUUGCUGCACAAAUUUAAUGUUUCGCAACUCAAUCAUAUUUCGUACGCGCUCCUAUUGCAUUUAUUAUUGACACAUUGCGUCGUGUACAUCUUUCGUAAGCCUAACUAGAUUAGACUCUCUUUCUCCCAACAACAUAUCCGUUGAAAUUAAAGUGGCUACUGACAAUAAAAUGCAUAUAUCUAAAUUUGUCUUCGUUUGAAACGUGUUCGUGCUGAGCUAUUAUAUAGUUGUGCUAUUUGGGAGAACAACUGAUAUCUCGUCUGUAGCUGCCAGAGAGUUGUUAGUUUCUUUUAAUAAAAUACAUAUAAGUUAGAAGCAAAUGUUUUUUUAUAUUUAUAAAUCAACGAAGUAAUUAAGGUGUAAAUAGGUAUUUUAUGUUUCAAUGAAAUCCCUGAAGUUAUUGUGGAGCAAGUAGAUUCACUGCUGACACUGGGCAAGUAGAAUUACAAGUGUUGUUAAUAAACAGGGACAUACUUCUUUCUGGACUGCUUGUUACAGUUAUUUGGUUACCAAUGACCAUAGAGACUAGUGAUUCAUGAUCAGUGGAAGACAUUGUUACAGUUAUGUGGUUACCAAUGACCAUAGAGACUAGUGAUUCAUGAUCAGUGGAAGACAUUGUUACAGUUAUGUGGUUACCAAUGACCAUAGAGACUAGUGAUUCAUGAUCAGUGGAAGACAUUGUUACAGUUAUUUGGUUACCAAUGACCAUAGAGACUAGUGAUUCAUGAUCAGUGGAAGACAUUGUUACAGUUAUGUGGUUACCAAUGACCAUAGAGACUAGUGAUUCAUGAUCAGUGGAAGACAUUGUUACAGUUAUGUGGUUACCAAUGACCAUAGAGACUAGUGAUUCAUGAUCAGUGGAAGACAUUAAUUUGUUGCACGCAAACAUUUUUCCAGAACUUUUCCAAAGGACAAUGGAAAAAAUCAUUCUACAUUUCUAAUAAGUGGUUCAGGUAUGGACCUUAUAUAUUAUUAAAUAUUUACACAAUUGUCAAUUGUAUAUCUGUAGUAGUUCCGUUAAAUAUGAGCCUUUAUAAGACAUUCAUUACGCUGCAUCAACAAAUGUGCUAGUAGAAUAUUUGGUGCAUAAU
Messenger RNA from Dreissena polymorpha, 2554 nucleotides. RefSeq names its product ficolin-2-like. Lineage: Eukaryota; Metazoa; Mollusca; Bivalvia; Myida; Dreissenidae. The transcript has a single exon. The record is from RefSeq and is a predicted model, not a curated record. Bases 86 to 1282 code for a protein of 398 amino acids.